AUGCUUUCCAAUUCAGACAAAUGGGUUGUUGAGGAACUUGACCGGCGUCGUGCAAAACAGAAGUCAAUAGAUGACAAUCAGAAGGACAAGACUGCAGACAGUGCACGAUGGCCGGAGCAACACAGUACACUAGCAGAGAAGUAUGGUGUACAGUGGCCGCUCCAGCCCAGUGCAGAGCUUGCAGCUUCUGAGUGGUUCAACAUUCUCCCUCCAAGGGAGAAAGAGGUCUUGUGCUUUGUGGAGAUCAUGAGUCAGCAAAUCACGUCUUCAGAGGAGAAAAUCCAAUUUGUGGAUAUAUCACAAUCAGCCUCACGUUUGCCUACAUCCACCAAAGGUUCCAAGGUAACACCGACAAUUCUCCCUGGAUCAAAGCUCUGGCAUGUUGAACGCGGGAGGCUGCUACUAGGAAUCGAGAUGAUGUCUCUCCAAGGGCUACCGGCUGGACAAUUCAAAUGCAAUAUCCUGGAGACUCUGUCGCAAAAGCAGUGCGCAGAUAUGGCCGGCGACAUGUUCGCAACUCCUUGCAUCAUGGCCGUUGUCAUCUCUAUCCUUACUGCCAUUCGUUUCGAAACCGAAAGCGAGGCAGAGGAGAUUCAACACGUUUCACGCUCUAUGCAACAGUGGUGUAAGAGCUGA
Molecule: messenger RNA, 636 nt
Organism: Durusdinium trenchii
Lineage: Eukaryota; Dinophyceae; Suessiales; Symbiodiniaceae
Source: the annotation of a GenBank genome assembly